Messenger RNA from Ficedula albicollis (Collared flycatcher), 2103 nucleotides. RefSeq names its product Rap guanine nucleotide exchange factor like 1 (gene RAPGEFL1). Gene Ontology annotation, cellular component: plasma membrane. The record is from RefSeq and is a predicted model, not a curated record. Gene Ontology annotation, molecular function: guanyl-nucleotide exchange factor activity. Lineage: Eukaryota; Metazoa; Chordata; Aves; Passeriformes; Muscicapidae. Gene Ontology annotation, biological process: positive regulation of GTPase activity; Ras protein signal transduction.
AUGGAGCUGUGGGAGGCUCCUCACUGGGAAGGACCAACUGUUGCCUUGGUGGCGUGGGAGCUGCUGCCCGCGCAUUUGUGCCGUGCUGCCUCCACCUCAGCAGCUGCAGCCUCCUGCCAGCCCCCCACCUACCUGCCCACCCCAAACGGAGAAUCCGGGAGGGGGCUGCACUCAGCGCAGGGGGCUGGGACAGCUGGGGGCUGUGUAUCUACACCCCCCGUGCUGCUGGUGCCCCUGCCUGUCCCUGUGCCCCAGACUGCCGUGCCCUGCUUUCGGCAGCAGCUGAUGCCCCGUGGCGCCGGCGCGGGGGGGUUCGAGUGGGGCUUGGCCUCUCCCAGCGUCAUUACCAUCGCUACCCUCACCUAUCCGCCCCGCCGGGCAUGGGGGCCCCGGGGGUGUCGGGGGGCUCUGUGGGGGUCGGGUGCCACACCUGUCCCCCUAUCCCCAGAGUCGCUGCUGGAUGAUAUCGUGCUCACCCACUCGCUGUUCCUGCCCACCGAGCGCUUCCUGCAGCAGCUGCACCAGCAAUAUCCUGGAGGGCCCCGGGGGGGGUCGGGGCUGCGGCGCAAGCGGGCGGUGCUGGCCGUGCUGCUGCACUUCCUCGAGACCUACAAGGGGCUGCUGCAGGAGGAGGAGAGCGCCGGGAAGGUCAUCAAGGAGCUUUACCUGCUCAUCAUGAAGGACACGUCCCUCUACCACGAGCUGGAGGACGAGAUCAUCAAGCUGCACCAGCUUGUGGAGACUGUGGAGCUCAAGGUGGCCGACGAGACCCCCCCCCCGAACAAGCAGGUGAAGCCCCCCCCCCCCCCCCCCAAGCCGCUGUUCCGGCAUUUCCGACGCAUCGACUCCUGCCUACAGACCCGGGUGGCAUUUCGGGGUUCUGACGAGAUUUUCUGCCGCGUGUACAUGCCCGACCACUCGUACGUCACCAUCCGCAGCCGCCUCUCGGCCUCGGUGCAGGACAUCCUGGCCUCGGUCACCGAGAAGCUGCAGUACUCGGAGGAGCAGAGCAGCCGGGGGGACGCGCUCAUCCUGGUCACCAUGGCCUCGUCCGGAGAGAAAGCGGUGCUGCAGCCCAGCGAGGAGUGCGUGUUCACCACCCUGGGCAUCAACAGCCACCUCUUCGCCUGCACCAGGGACACUUUCGACUCGCUGGUGCCGCUGCCCGAGGAGAUCCAGGUGGUCCCGGGAGACACCGAGAUCCACCGCGCCGAGCCCGAGGAUGUCGCCAACCACCUCACCGCCUUCCACUGGGAGCUCUUCCGCUGCAUCCACGAGGGGGGUCCCUGCGUGCCCAGCCCGCCCCUCAUGCUGUCCCCCACCAGCUGUAAGCAGAACCAGGACAUGCUCUCCUUCUACGCCAUCGUCAUCGGCCUCAACAACGCCGCCAUCAGCCGCCUGCGCCUCACCUGGGAGAAGCUCCCAGGGAAAUUCAAGAAUCUGUUUCGGAAGUUUGAGAACCUGACGGACCCCUGCAGGAACCACAAGACCUACCGGGAGGUGCUGGCCAAGAUGAAGCCCCCCCUCAUCCCCUUCGUGCCGCUCAUCCUCAAAGAUCUGACCUUCCUGCAUGAAGGCAGCAAGACCCUCCUGGAUGGGCUGGUCAACGUGGAGAAACUGCACUGCAUCGCCGAGAAAGUGAGAACCGUGAGGAAGUACCGGAGCCGCCCCCUCUGCCUGGAGCUGGAGGCGUCCCCAGCCCAGCUGCAGACCAAGGCCUACGUGCGGCAGCUGCGCGUCAUCGACAACCAGAACCUGCUCUUCGAGCUCUCCUACAAGCUGGAGCCCGGCAGCCAGUCUCCUCUGAGACCUGUCCCCAGGACCCCCAUGGGCCUCCACUGGGACCCCCGUACUGUCUCUGACCCCUCCACCCUGACUCUUGAAUUAUCUGUGGGUUCCCUCUCCAGAACCCUCCUUGUACCCCCACCCUGGGAGCCCCCUGGACCCCCAGACUGGGGGUGCCCAGAAGCACUGGGGCUGGAUGUGUGGGAUCCCAUGAUGGGGGAUCCCCAGCAUGGAGACUCUGACCCCAGAGUGUCCCCUGGGACUCCCCCUAUGACCUCUGAGACUCCCACCAUGACCCCACUGACCCCUCCCCCCUGA